Messenger RNA from Aspergillus tanneri, 303 nucleotides. RefSeq lists its product as uncharacterized. The record is from RefSeq and is a predicted model, not a curated record. Gene Ontology annotation, molecular function: protein binding. The transcript is spliced from 2 exons. NCBI's taxonomy places the organism in Eukaryota, Fungi, Ascomycota, Eurotiomycetes, Eurotiales, Aspergillaceae. The coding region runs from base 1 to 303 and encodes 100 amino acids.
AUGCAGCUCUCGGAGGUCAUGUGGAGGUGCUACAAUCGAGGAGAAGGACGACUAUGGCGACACUCCCCUCCAUUAUGCGCAUACAACGGCCAUACCACGGCCGUUAAGAGACUGAUCGCUGUCGGAGUGGCGGCCCAGGAGAGGACUGAAAGUGGUGAAACCCCUCUGCACAUCGUAGCUGGAGCCGGCCAUUUGGGGGUGUCUCAAUACUUGACUGAUCCUGGUGUCCCAAUCGAGGGGAAGGACGACUUUGGCAACACCCCCUCCAUUAUGCGGCAGGAGAUGGCCAUGUCGAAGUUGUGA